ACUUAUUGCCAAGCCUGAGGUCACCUCACUUAUCUCCUAUACUAUCAUCUAGAGAUUUUAUAGUUCCAUAUUUUACAGGUAGGUCUAUGAUCCAUUUUGAGUUAAUUUUUGGAAAAGUGUGAGAUCUGUCUCUAGAUUUUUGCAUGUGAAUGUUCAGUUAUUCCAGCAUUAGUUGUUGAAAAUACUAUCCUUUCUUAAUUGAAUUGCCUUUUCCUCUUUGUCAUGUAUCAGUUGACUAUACUCGUAAAGGUCUAUUUCUGGGCUCUUUAUUCUACUGCAUUUAUCUAUAUUCAUCUAUUCUUUCACUAACAUCACACUGUCUUGAUUACUGUAGCUUUAUAGUAACUCCUGAAGUCAACAGUGUUAGUCAUUGUUCUUUCACAUCGUUUUGGCUGUUCUAGGGUCUUUUUCCUUUUGAUAUAAACUUUAGAAUAAAUUUGUCAGUAUUCUCAAAGUAACUUGCUAGGUUUUGAUGAGGAUUGUGUUGAAUUUAUAAAUCGAGCUGGGAAGAAGAGAUCUUAAUAUGAGUCUUCAUAUCCAUGUAUAUAGAUAUCUCUACAUUUAUUUGGGUCUUUUUUUCUUUUGGUAUUUAAAAUUAUUAUUUUAAUUUAUUUAAAAAUUAUCAGAUUAUUAUAAGUCAAAAGGGGUUAUAGGAGAUAAAAAAGUAUUAUAUAUUGAUAAAAGUUUCAAUUAAUCAAGAAUAUGUAACAAUUAUAAACAUAUACACAUCUAAUAACAUAGCCCCAAAAUAUAUGAAGCAAGCAAAUGGACAUUUUAAAAGAUUGUUAUCAUACAAAAUAUCUUUUCUGAUCAUAAUGGAAUGAAAUAGAACUCAAUAACAGUCUAGGAGGGAAAUGGAUAGCUGUAAAUGUAUAUAUUAACAGAGAAGAAAAAUCUCAAUUUAGUCACCUAACUAUAUACACUAAAUAACCAAAAAAAAAGAGAGCAACUAAACCCAAAGGUAACAGAAGGAAAUAAUAAAAGACUAGACAGGAGAUAAAUAAAGAAUAGAAAAGCAAAAGAGAAAGCCAAAAUUUAGUUCUUUAAAAAGAUCAACAAAAUGUGUAUGAAUAGAGUUGUUCAUAAUAUUCCUUUGUUAUCCUUUUAAUGUCUGUGGGAUCAGUAGUGAUGGCCUCUCACUUCUGUUAGUAAUUUGUACCAUUUUUUUUUUUUCAGUUAGCAUAGGUAAAGGUUUACUGCUUUUACUUUUCAAAGAACCAGCUUUUGGUUUCCUUGAUUUUCUCUAAAAUUUCUUGUUUUCAAUUUUAUUGAUUAGUAAUCUAAUUUUUAUUAUUUCUGUGUACUUUGGAUUUAAUUUGUUCUUCCUUUCUAGUUUACUAAGGUAGGUUAGAUCAUAGACUUUUAGAUCUUUCUAAUAUAUGCAUUCAAAGCUAUAAAUUUCCCUCUAGCACUGCUUUUGCUGCAUCUCACAAAUUUUGAUAAAUCAUAUUUUCACUAUCAUUUGGUACAAAAUUUGUUUUAAUUCUUCUUGGGACUUCUUUGACCUGUGUGCUAUUUGGAAGUGUGUUGUUUAAUCUUCUACUAUUUGGAGAUUUUCUGACGGUCUUUCUAUUAUUUUUGUAUUCAAUUCUAUUGUGGUUUGAGACCACACUCUGUAUGAUGUCUAUUCUUUUAAAUUUGUUAACAUGUGUUUUAUACCCCAGACUGUGGUAUGUCUUAGUGAAUGUUCUAUGUGAGCUUGAGAAAAGUAUUGAUAGUAAUGUUCAAAUAUAUCCCUAUUGAUUUUCUGCCUGCUGGGGUCAGUCCAUUUCUGAUAGGAGGUUGUUGGAGUCUAAAACUAUAAUAAUGGACUGGUUUAUUUCUCCACCACAGGCAAUUCUAUUGUUAGGUUCAUCCACAUUAGAGAUUAUGUGUUCUUGGGGAACUGACUCCUUUUUCAUCAUUCAGUGCCCCUUUUUAUGCCCGAUGAUUUCCUUUGCCCUGCUCUGCAGCUGGAAGGAAGCCUUGCCCAGCGUGAAGUCCACCUCUGAAGGCGGCACUUCAUCUCUUCGUGAAGGAGUGGAGAGUCCCGGUUUGUGCAACGUUGUUUUAGAUGGCCUGCUGCUAUCUACAGAGGAACAGCCAGGGAUGAGUCAUGAAACGUCAAGUAUUAAUGUCGGAAGUGUGGGUCUGACCUGUGUCCACAUUCACCCCAAGAGUGGCUUGUCACCUUAGUUUUUGUCUAAUAGAACAGGAUGAAACUGUUGGCAUUUUCCUCUAAGCCCUUCACGUUUAGCAGUGGCCGCCUACAGUCUGGCUACACGCUAAGACAUUUUUGCCCUUGGUGAGCAACUUGCAAAUGAAUUUUUUCCUUGUACAGUCUCUUUGAUGCUUCAGGGCCUCCCGCAGCUCCACCAAACUCCGCUGCCCGGCGCCUGGGGCUGGGGCUGGAGGCGGCAGCGCCAGGACGUCCUGGCGCGAGCCAGGAGCCACCGCCCCACCCGGGGCCCCGCGCGCGCCCACCGCGGCCGUUAGGGAUCCUGAUCCGUUACCGGCCGCCAUCUAGAAAGCCAGCCACCAUGUCCUUCCGUCAGAAACCACUCACGUAUUGCAGAAUGGUUGGAUCAUAUUUGGGGAUUGCUCAAUUAUGUCUAUGCAAAGGACCGACGGAUCUUGGUGAAUACCAGUGGACUGUGAUCAACUUAAUCAGCGGGUCGCUACAGUUUGGCUGCUGUUCCGGAUGCCUUGUCAUGGUUGGAGCCAAUCAACACAUUCUUUCGUGCCUGGUAUAGAUAGCUAAGUUGGAAGUACUUUACCUCCUGAGUUUGUUUAUAUACAUAAAUAUGAUGUGUAUCUGUAAAGAAUUCAAAACAUACAGUCAGAAGAAAGUAAAGGUAGCCUGAAAGCUGUACCCUGGAUUAACCACUAAUAUUUGGGGAGCCCAGUGGGCAAGGGAGCCAGAGGGUGUCACUGGUAUGUAGCCCCUCGCUCUCCCUGUGUUUUCAGCACAGCCUUGCUGCCAGCAGGGAAGCCUGGGGCCCCAAAGACCGGAGCUUCUUUGAAUCGAUAUUUCCAGAGAGGAAACCUUCAGUUCACUGCUAGUGGGGAGCAGACAGGGGCUGCCAACUAUUCUGUAUUCAGAUUUCCAGUCACUCCUGAUUUCUCGCCCACCUGUUCCACCACAGGGUCCUGAUGCCUUUUGAGGGGCCUGUGGCAGGAAUGAGCUGACUUACACUUUGCCACAGCUGGCUUAGGUUUUGGCUUUCUUGUGCUUGCUAAAAAUUUGCUACUCACACAUCUGCAUUCUUGCUUUCAAAAUUUUGCUAUUUUCCCUUUGCCACUUGUAUUUGUCUUUGUGGUUUGACUUUAAUUAUUCUCUUUAUUAUCAUUCUAAUGGCGUUAUGGGAGGGAGUAGAGGGAAAUGUCCUUGUUCAUUUUUUUAUGAUUAGUGGGAAGUAUCAUAAAAUUCUUGCAUUUUUAUGCAUUAAGUUUUAUCUAGUGUCCUGGAACUUUUAGACAAAGUAACUAGUGUGUGUGUGUGUGUGUGUUAGAAUAAGACAGCAUCAGCACUAGAUUCAGAUAGUUGCUUUAAUUUUAUGCUACUUAAUCAUGAUUAAUAUCCCUUAUUUUCCCCUUGUAUUUUAUAGAUAGCUUAAGUUCUAAAAUCUAUUCUUUCACAUACUGACAUUAAAUCUGUGUCAAAGUUUAGUCCUUUUCAGGAAAAAAAAUAGAAUCUGCUAUGCCUGGAAUUAAAAAUUUUUCAAACUAUAAGUAGGACCUCUUCUUUUUUGGUAAACAUGCUAUUGUCCCACUUAUAUACAGUAAGAAAAACUUUAGAAACAAAAAAAAUUGUAAAGAAAAUAAAAUUUAUCAAAGCUAUUAUAAAAAAUAAACCUAUGAUCAUUUCCAUUUUUAGUCCCCACUUCCUUUUGACUUAAAAGCACUCACACAUAAGUCAAUUUAUGCCUAUAUUCCAAGCAAGUAGGACAAAUAAAUGCAAGUGCCAAUUUCAUUCCAAUAGUUGUUUGUUUUUCACAUUCUCUUGGGUGCAAGUGAUAGAAACUCAUCUUUAACUAACUGGAAUUGAAAAGGUAAUUUGAAAACCUGGGAAUUCCAAGGGUUUAUUUAGCUCUAGUUAUAGCUGGAUCAAGGGGAAGUGUCACAUGACAUUGUCAGGAUUUGAUUGCUGCCAGCCGCAGGGACACACUCCUCUUCCCAUCUUUGCUUCCAUGACCCUGGUCCAGGCCACCAUGACCCCUCACCGGGAUUACAGCAGUGUUUCCUGGAGUCUGCCUACUGCUGCUCUUGUUCCCCGAAACACUUUAUCUCGCACAGGGAGUAGGCUUAUGUCAAUUCUCUGUGAAACUCCAAUGCCUCCCCAUUCCUGCAGAUUAACAGUCUUUACAGAUGCUCAUCUCUGGGAAGGGGGGAGGGCAGCGGGCUCGGGGUGGAAGGAGGCCAGACCCCCUGCAGACCCAGAGCCGCGCCAGCCUCACUUGCCCAGGGCCUGGGGUCAGGGGCCUGAGGUUGAGGCAGGCCAGGGCUGGCGGUGUGCUUGCAGGGGAAGAAGCGGAGGGGCGACAGAGUGGAAGCGGGCCUGGGACGGGCCUGCCGGGGGCCUCCACCGCCCAGCCGCAGCGGGGGUCAGACCCGGCGCCCCCCCGCCCGGGAGCCCCUCCCCACUGUCCCAGGGGCGCAGGGAGGAAGGGUGGCCGCGGGCCCUCUGCGCCAGCAGCGCGCCCUGCCUCUCGGGGAGCCUCGCCGGCCUCUGCAGCGGCCCCGUCUGCGCUCACCGGCCCGCGUUUGUGUCUCUUACAGGCCAUCCCUCCCCGCCAGGCGGAAGAGCCCGGGACGCGCCGGGAGCGACGGCGCCGGGAAGGCCCGCGGGCUGCGCGGGGCCCGGUCGGCAAGAGCGGCGGCCCGUCCUCAGCUCCCGGCAGGGCGGCUCGGAGACGGCGCCCCUGACGGCCGCGGAGGCGCGGCGAGUCGGCGGAGCCUCACCUGCAUCCCGCCUGCGGAGCGGUGAGCGCGGCCUGGCCGCAGACACCGCCCACCCGCUACCCACUGCCCGCCGCCCACCACGUGCGGCGCGGUGGCUUCCCGGGUCUUUGCUUUCAGGUUCAUUCGGGAUCCUUGCUGCAAACCUCGGACAAAGUUCUUCUCGUAUAUCUGACCUUGAACUUCCUGAAGAAGCUCGCAGCGACCCCUGCUGGCCGUGCCCGAGCCAUAGGGAGAGGCUGGGGUCCCACCUUAGGGGAAAACGUCUGGGUCUGGCACCUGACGGGGCAUGGGCCGAGCUCCCUUAGGACGCCCCCGGGUCUCCACCCCGCUGCUGAUAUCGUGGGCACAUGGAGGCCACAGGGCCACACUGGGGUCUGUGCUGGGCCCCGGGCAAGCUGGCAGGUACUCUCCACGGGGCGCACCCAGAGGUUGGAUUCCUGGAGCUGGCUGGCUGGGGAGACUGUGGCAGAAGCAGAGGCCGUGGGGCCCCCAGACCCUAGCGGGGUUAGGCUGUCUUUGCUGUUCUCCACAGAGGCCUGGCCAAGGCUGGCCCUGUCCCCAAGUGGGGAAUUCCUGCUCUGAUUUGCGCUGGUGGACAGGUCACUGUUGGCAGGGGGACAGGGGUAGUCUUCGCCUGCAGGUUAAGAGGCUGGCACGCACGUUGCCUGUGCUGUGGCCCUUCUCCCUGCCCCAUCCUCCUCAGGAUGCCUGUGCCACUCCUCCGAGCAUUAGAGUGGCAGUUGAGGAAGGUAAUGGCAGGUGGCUGAAACAGCUGCUUUCAGUUGGUAGGGACCCUAAACUGUACGUUGUGGGGUGGGAAAGAAUGCUCCUGGUGGUAAGGUACGCUGAGGGCUGAAGGUCAGGCUGAGGGGCCCUCCUGCUGGGACCUCUCAUAACCCAGGAGCAGAUAUGGGCCAUUACCUCAUGGUAUUUCUGACCUGUCAGUGAGUCCUGGAUCCCUCUUUCCAUGUGUAAAACUCAUGGACACCAGGAAUUCAGUCUGCAGGGGUUUCUGCAGUCAGAGAGUGGCUCCACAUAGGGCUUUAGUUCCUUACGUUCAUGACCCACAAUAAUUCAUGGAGCCUUCACAAUUUCCUCUUAAUUCUCACUGAUAAUCAGAAAUUUCUUAAACAGAUUUUCACAUUCAUGAACAUGUAGAAGGGAUAAUACAUUCCGCUCUAUAUCCCUCCAAUAGCCCCCCGAAGUUCGUCCAUCAUAAGGCAGGAACCUGGAAACCAGUGUGUAUGGAACCACUUCCAUGUUCCAUACAUCCACCAGGUUGUACUUUGACCUUGGAAGAGUUUGGGGUCAGCAUAAGAGUGAUGGCCACAGAAAGUAUCCAGCUUGUUGCAAAAGGUGAAUUUGUUGCUAAACUCAAAGUCUGAUGUUCCUGUUAGUGUCCAAGAGCAGGUUUUCUGCCUUUCAGUCUCUGGGCAGUGUACUUCUGGUUGCAGCACAGAACACACUGGUGGAAUUUGCCUUCAGCCUCUUCUCUUUCUUGUUGCCAUGAGCCACUCAAACACCUCCCUUCCACUAGCGUCCUUCCUAACUAGGCAGAGCAUUCCCUCAAUUUUCAUCACUUCAAAUAUUUCAGUAUGUUGGAAGGAUCCAGCCUUUAUGACCCUGCUUUGCAGGAAAGUCUCUGGAGGAUUCUGUUGAGUCUCCUCAAUGAUCUUUACAGCUGUCGCUUCCCCAGUCGGGAUGUGCUGGGCCAGUGUCACUGCAGCUGGCUUACCCUUGCCAGUGUUCUUGAGGAGACUGUCGUCACUGUGAGUCUCCUCAGCAGAGAUGGCUGAGAGGCCCUGUAGCGGGUUGGACUCAUUGCUGCGCUUGGAGUCAGUGUCCUUAGACCAGCUUACAUUUGGGAAAAGCUGGUGAGAAGCUUGGUCCAAAUAAUCUCAGAAGAAAAUCAGUUCAAAGUUAAUCUUGAUGAACUGAUGCUUAUAACAGAAUCAAAACACAAUGCCAGACAAAAAGGAAAACUAAACUGAAGAAAUACUGACAAAGAGAAAAAAAUGAAUAAAAAGGGAAAUGAUAAAAGUAAAAAAGAAAAGAACAAAAAGUAGAAAUGAGAAAAAGAAAAUAGAGGAAAAAAUCCCCAACAACAAAACAGACCAAAUGCCGAGGAGGAAAAAGCUAAAUUUAGUCAAAGUUUUGCAGGUCACUGAAAGCAGCUUCCUGAGCCAGAAGAACUGAUAACUUAGGCCCAGCCAGAGACUUGUAUGGUUCUUGAAAUUCCAAAAUAAUAUCUCCUUCUGAGGUCAUAGGAAGAAAUGGACCUGUCUACAAGGUUAGGGAUAAUCCACAAUGAUUUUCUCACUUUCUGGUCUCAGGUGAGACCCUUUUACUCUUUAAAAAAAAUUAAGAGCUUUUUAUGUGGGUUACAGCAGUCAAUAUUCACUUUAUUAGAAGUUAAAACCUGUAGGAUGCUUCAGUGCCUUCUCAUUUCUAGUAUGAAAAGCUGUAAUAAUGUUUAGCUUUUAAAGAGCUCAUAAUGUCCACACUUAAAGAUACUCAAUCCUUUAAAUGAAUGGUCUCAAAACGAUGCCCCAACGUAACUGGCAUUAUGGUCUUGUGUGAAAAUGUUUCGGGCAUAAGACACAAUAAGGUACAUCAACAGCUGUAACACUGAGGGGAAGAUAAUCUGCAUCAUAUUUUCAUUUACGCAGUUUCGCCCUGUUGUUAGGAGUAGAGGACUCACACCGCCAGUUUCAGUAUCUCUAAGCGUAAAGGUUGCAACUCUUAGGCAACAAUCCAUUGUGCUCUGUGUCCCUCCUGUUCAGCAUGGGGCUGGAGGAGGGGGUGGGCGGGUGUUGGACAUGUCACUAGUACCCCAGAAGAGGGAACCAAGAUGCCUUUACAUGAUUUUUUAAAAACAUGAGGUAUACUACAGAUACAGGAAAGUGCACAAAUCAUUAGUGUGCUGCUUGGUGGCUGCCCACAAUUGAGCUUGUAUACUUACUCAGCCACAGAUCAAGAAACAGGUCUAAGCAGCUCCCCGGGGCCCUCCCACUCCUCCUUUCCAGUCACUUUGUCCACAGGGUAACCUCUGCGCUGCCUUCUAACAGCACGAAUGUUUUGCUUGCUUUUGAACUUUACAGAAGUCGAAUCACGCUUCUCUUGCUUACUGUUUUUGUGAGAUUCAUCUGUACUGUUUACUUUGCUAUUCUAUAUGCUGACAGUAGCCCACUGUUUAUCUGUUUUGCUCAGGCUUUGGAUGUUAAGAAUAGUAUUGCUUUGAACUUGCUUGUUCCAGUCUUUGCUGGGCAUUUACAUGGUUUUCUGUUGGAUAUAAACCUAGAAAUGGAAUUUCUGGCUUAAAAGGUACACGUAUUUUUGGUUUUAGUAGAUACUGUUUGUACCAAUUUACACACCAAAUGGCAGUGUAUGAGAGUUCUGUUUCCCCUCUGACACCUAGUAUUCCCUGCCUUUUAAUCUCAGCCUUUCCGUGGGUGUGGGUGUGUGGUACUGUAGCACUGUGGUUUUCAUUGGCAUUUCCUUGAUGCCUAAUGAAGUAGAACACCUUUAAUAUGCUUAUCGGCCAUUUCCUUUUCUGUGAAGUACCUGUUCAGGUCUUUUGCCUAUUUUUCUAUUGGGUUGCCUGCAUUUUUCUUACUGGCUUGUGGGUAUUAUAUAGUAUGAAUUUUCUGCUGGAUAUGGCUCUGUAUACAUUUCCUCUCCUUCCCAUCCAUCUCUGUUAACUCUCUGAUGCCACCUCCUACCAUUUUACCCAUUGAUCAUCCCUGUCCUGUCAUUGGCUUCCUAUUCUUUGAAUAUGACAUGCCAGGCACACUCCCACCUCAGGGCUCUACACUAAUUUCAUUUCUGCCUGGAAUGUUCUUUCCCAGACAUACACAUAGAUCUCUUCCCCAUCUCCUUCAAGUCUUUGCUCCAUGGUCACAUCAGGAAGUGAAGCCUUCCCUGAUCUACCUGUUUAUUGUUCCUGCAACACCCCUUAGAUGGACAUCCUAUCUGACAUCCCUAUCCAUAGCUUAACGAAAACCUUCAUGCUAAUAAAAUUUUCAAAUACACAUUAGAAAAAAAAUAGUAUAAAUCCUUUUCCUCAUGUAUCUGUCAUCCAGCAUCAAUAAUUAGCAAUAUUUUUGCCAUCCUAUCCAUAAAUACUUCAGUCGGCAUUGCUAAUAAGGUUUUUUUGGAAAAACAGUCAACAUGCCAUCACUGAAUCUAACAAAACUAACAGUAUCAUAUAAUACUAGUCCACGUUCAAACUUCCCAGUUGCCUCAAAGAUGUCGUUAUAGUUGACAUGUUUGAAUAAAGGUCCAAAGAAGGUACAUACAUUGCUUUGUAUUUUUCCCAUAGCAAUAUCAACAUCCAAAAUACUAUAUAUUUUACAUAUUUAAUUGUUUAUUGUCUGUCUCUGCCAUUAAUAUCAAGUCCAUGCAAGUGGGAGUUUUGUCCCUUUGUCCUGGAGGAAAGAGGGGCACCUAGGGUUUCCCCAGAAUCUCUCACAACGCCAGAGCCAGGCCUUAGCCAUUCACCUAGAAUGGCUACUGGCACAUAGUAGGCUUGAAUAAAUGUUUGUAAAAUGAAUGGAUGAAUGAAGACCAUCUAAUGGCCCAAAGGGUAUGCUCUAUCAACAUGGUCAAAUCUGUUACUUUCAUGCUCUAAAACUUUAGGCAACUUUCUGAGCUUCACUUUUCUCAUCUGUAAAAUGGGACUAAGAACUCUCAUACACUGCCAAUGGGUGUUGCCAGCACGGUUGUUUUGAGUAUUAGACAAAGUGCAUGUACAGUGCCUGGCACCUAGUAUACUCACCAUAUAGCUAUUCUUAUUUUUCAUUGUAACUGUUUUUACAAGGCAUCAGCAGAUUAAAAGUGUAUAGUAAAGAACUUGGCCUUGUUCACAGAGGUCUGGCCUUUGUCUCUGGUUCCUGGGAGGUAAUCUUUAAACCCUUUGAAUUUUUCAGGUGACAGGAGUGUCUUUGUUAUUCAUGAGGGCCCCUAGGCCCACACCUAAUAGUUUAUAAUAACGAGGUGACUUAUGGUAAGCUGGUUAGGCCAGGUGACAGCCUGACCUCCAGGAAGCGGGGUGGGGCUGGAGACUUAAGUUCAGCCCCAUGGACAAUAAUUCAGUCAUUCAUACUUACAUACUGAAGCCCUAUUAAAAAAAACUCAAUGCACUGAAGCUUGAAUGAGCUUCCCUGGUUGACCACACUCCAUGCAUAUUGUCAUACACUGAUAUCAAUACCGGGAGGGUAAUCCAUUCUGAGGACAGUGGAAGCUUUGCAUUUGCAACCCUCUAAGACUCUGCCCCAUGUGUCUCUUCUUUUGGCUAAUUUUUAUCUGUAUCCUUUCCCUGAAAUAAAUUGUA
Manis javanica (Malayan pangolin) is the source of this 10273-nucleotide messenger RNA. NCBI's taxonomy places the organism in Eukaryota, Metazoa, Chordata, Mammalia, Pholidota, Manidae. The record is from RefSeq and is a predicted model, not a curated record.